Alternaria alternata is the source of this 1090-nucleotide messenger RNA. RefSeq names its product Phospholipase/carboxylesterase. The coding region runs from base 327 to 1058 and encodes 243 amino acids. Gene Ontology annotation, cellular component: cytoplasm. The transcript has a single exon. The record is from RefSeq and is a predicted model, not a curated record. Gene Ontology annotation, biological process: protein depalmitoylation. Gene Ontology annotation, molecular function: carboxylic ester hydrolase activity; palmitoyl-(protein) hydrolase activity. NCBI's taxonomy places the organism in Eukaryota, Fungi, Ascomycota, Dothideomycetes, Pleosporales, Pleosporaceae.
AGCGAUAGGACCUUGGUGGCCGCUAGCGAGCCAAUGACGUUGUAGCUUUUGUUAAGCAGCAGAAAGAUUCCGCCAUUGCUGGCAUAAUUUUGGUGUGCACGCGCAGUUUAUGGAUGGUGCAAUCCGAUCAUAUCCGCCUGAAGCAGAUGGGUUUACCAUGGUGGGGGCUGAUGAGGUCGGUCUAUAGCUUACGUCCACGGGUCAUCAAAACGCCGAGACUCAACGAAGGCAAUGCAUUGAUGAGCGAAGCUGACAAGCGCAACAUGAAGUAGCAUUGGAAACGUUCAAGCAAGGUUUACUUUUUGCAUCACGAUACCGAUCGCGACAUGGCCACUUCGGUGCACACUGUCUCCCCUACGGGGCCGCAUACCUGCACCGUUGUCUUCCUUCAUGGACGUGGUAGUGACGGUGGCGUUUUCUGCGAAGAGCUUUUCGAAAGUCAAGAAGGGUCAGGACAAUUCUUUGUCGAUAUAUUUCCUGGCAUUAAAUGGGUAUUUCCUAGCGCUGCAGGAUUCUAUGAUAAGAGUGAAGACGAGUUCCAAUGGUUCGAUAUGUCAUCAGUUCAGCGGCCACAGGAUAACGGCGAGAUACAAAAACCAGGAUUAUGGCGAAGCGUCGCGCAGGUUCUUCAAAUCAUCACGGAAGAGGCGGUAAUCGUGGGAAACCAAAAGCUAAUACUAGCGGGUAUGAGUCAGGGAUGUGCUACUGGUAUAUUUGCUCUGCUGGCCUCUGGGUUGCGGGUUGGGGGGUUUGUAGGGCUGAGUGGAUGGCUGCCGCUGGCAGAGGAGGUACAGCGCGUCAUGAAUGUGCCUGGUCGAGAGCAAGAUGUGUUGAAGAUGCCAGUGCUGUUACAGCACUGCAAAGACGACGAUGUUGUACCCGUUGAACAUGGAAAUGAUCUUAGGAAACUGCUUGAAGAGAUAGGCAUGUGCGUCAGAUGGGAGUGCUUCGAGCAGGGUGGGCACUGGCUCAAUGAGCCUCGAGGUAUGGACGGCCUUGUGGAGUUCAUCCAAUCGGUCUUAAGAACUACAUCAGGCAGGGAGAGAACACAGCACUGAGAUUCUGUGAUUGGCAGCGACAUCCAGUGUCA